UGAAUAUGAUGCAUCUCACACCACAAAUUUUAAGUAAGAGGCAAAUGGCAAGCAGCUCAGCUCUCCGAUUCUCGCAGUAGGAGAGAUCACCAAGUAGACGCCAUGGCUUCUUCCUCCAUUCCACUCCAUUUCGACACCGUCCGAAAUCCUCUACUUCAAAAUAACAGCUUUCUCUUUCGCAAAGCCCCAUCAAUCCUCCAUCAUUCUUUCAGGUCCGGUAACUACACAGUGAUAACUCCUUCUGCCAAGUUCAACCUCUACGAGAUGAUGGGCGGACGGGGCCUCUGCAAUGGAGAACAGGGCCUCAGAAUGGAGCUCGAGAAGUCAGCCAUCAGAGAAACAGAAUCCCUACCUCAUAAUCAAGAUGCCGUUUCCGUCGAGACCACUCUUCUUUCACCCUCCAACCCUGUGGACGAACUUAGCUUCGACAAGGAACUUAUGGGGCUCACUGGUGGCUUCCCCGGUGGCGAGAAGGGUCUUCAAAGCUUCAUUGAGAAGAAUCCGCCUCCCAUUAAGAAAAGUGGCGGUGGAGAGGAGCCAUCGGGAGAUCUGCUUCAGGAUUCGAAGCCCAAGCCCCCUGAGCUUCCAUCGCUAAUGCCGGGGAUGAUUGUAAAUGUGAAGAACCCGGAAAACCCUUUCUACCUGUACAGUGGUAUCGUGCAGAGGGUCACCGACGGGAAUGCUGGAGUCCUCUUUGAAGGGGAUGAUUGGGAGAAGCUUCUCACUUUCAACCUUCAUGAGCUCGAGAGGAGAGAGACGGGACCGCAUAUGGUUGAUCCCACGUCCGCCAUUCACGAGUCCUUUGUGGACACGAAGUCUGAGUGAGAAAGAUGCCGACUGAGAGAAAAGUAGUAAGCUCACUUCUCUUCGAUUCUAGAGGGUUUCAACUAGCCAGUUUUUCUGAUGUUUACAUUAUACUGAUGGCCAUCAAACUAAUGAACUUGUGAUUCGUUAUUGGAUCUUAAUAAUUGUGAAUUCAUAUUGUGAUUUCUA
This is a messenger RNA of Phalaenopsis equestris, 993 nucleotides long. RefSeq names its product NAD(P)H-quinone oxidoreductase subunit S, chloroplastic. Bases 103 to 825 code for a protein of 240 amino acids. The transcript has a single exon. The record is from RefSeq and is a predicted model, not a curated record. Lineage: Eukaryota; Viridiplantae; Streptophyta; Magnoliopsida; Asparagales; Orchidaceae. Gene Ontology annotation, biological process: photosynthetic electron transport chain.